AUCUAUAGAAAAACAAACUUAAAGAUUAAACAGUGAUUAAUGAAAAAUACAUGACUGACAGUUCAUAAUGAAUGUAAGCACUGGUGAAACGGAAUUUCAAUAUUUGAAGUUAGGAUCAAAUCAAGAGCCACUUCUGUAUACAUUAGUCGAGGGAAUUGUAGCCAUCGGUGCUUUCAUAGGCAACCUAUUGGUCGUUAUUGUGUUUAUUCAAGACAAACGAUUAAGAAAAGUGACAAACUUUUACAUAAUUAGUUUAGCCAUCGCUGACAUGUUUGUCGGUCUCAUUGGCAUUCCGUCAGCAAUAUUGACACGAAUGGGAAUACCUCGCGAUUCUUUCAACUCAUGUCUCGCUAUGUUAUCAUUACUGGUCGUAUUGUGUACUAUAUCUAUACUAAACCUGUUGGCCGUUUCACUGGAUCGGUAUUGGGCUAUAUUACACCCAUUGGAUUAUCACCGAAAAAUAUCCGAAACAACAGCAAUGAUAAUAAUAAUCAGUUGUUGGAUUUUGGGGGCAUUUAUUGGAUUUUUACCACUUUUCUGGAAUAAUGGGAUUCAAGUUUACGAAAGAGAAGACGGAAAAUGUCUGUUCAUACCUGUCAUGAGUUAUAACUUUCUUGUAUUUAUCUACUUCUCAACCAUUGUAUUGCCGGCUAUUACAAUGGCUUUCUUUUACGGACGAAUAUAUUUAGUUGUUAUGAAACAAUUAAGCUAUAAAAAGGUGCUUCAAGUGUCAAGUGGUCAUUACAGUCAAAGAUCUGGUCCAAGUAGUAGACAAUGUAGUGACAGAAGGAGGAGUCGUUUUGAAUGCAGUUCUUUGGAUUCAAUCAACAGUCCUUCAGAUAAAUCUGAUAAUAACAGUAACGUAUCGCCAGUUCUUUCAAAGUCACGCUCUUUGGCGACACUCAAGAGUUUGAACCAUAAUUGUAGUCAUUGUAUAGUAAAGCCAAUCAAAUUGAGUUAUAGUAAGAGAGAAGUGAAAAAAGCACAGAAACUCUUCAUUAUAGUCGUCUUCUUCAUGUUGUGUUGGAUACCAUUGUAUACAAUGAACACAAUUGAGGCGUUUUGUCAGCAAUGUAGAGCACCGACCAGUAUUGUCGACCUCAUGAUCAUACUGUCCCACUUGAAUAGUGUCGGCUCACCCUUUCUUUAUGCCUUUCAUAUGAAAGACUUCAGAGAGGCUUUGAGACGACUCUUAUGUGAAUGUGUUAUACGUCAGCGACACUUACGAGACCUCAGAAGACAAGAACUCUUCACUAUUAAUCUCAAUCCAUACUCAAGACGUAUACAUAAUAACACUCUUGAAAUGUAUGGAAAUACUCCAGAAAUGACACCACAAUUAUCACCACAACAUUCACUGAAGAUCUCAACAGUUACCUAA
Molecule: messenger RNA, 1378 nt
Organism: Oppia nitens
Lineage: Eukaryota; Metazoa; Arthropoda; Arachnida; Sarcoptiformes; Oppiidae
Product: adenosine receptor A1-like
Exons: 3
Coding region: 68-1378 (436 amino acids)
Biological process (GO): adenylate cyclase-activating adrenergic receptor signaling pathway
Cellular component (GO): membrane
Molecular function (GO): G protein-coupled receptor activity
Source: RefSeq, a predicted model, not a curated record